UCUUCAGCAGGAAUGUCCCACUUGGCAGGAUCGAUCAAGGACGGCGAGUACACCAAAGUAAUAUAUACAUUAAUCAAGGAAGGUCACUACAAAGAGGCUAUUGUUAUCCUCAAUGAACAACUCCAGUCCAGCCCCACGUCUCGCGCCGCACUCUCGCUUCUUGGCUACUGCUAUUUUCACGUCCAAGACUUCGUCAACGCCGCAAAUUGCUACGAACAGCUGGCCGCGAUUUUUCCGGAAAAUCCCGAGUACAAACUGACGUACGCCCAAUCUCUAUAUCAGGCCUGUCUCUACCAGGAGGCCAUGAGAGUGAGCUGUCAGAUCGAAGACCCCGAGUACCAGCCCCACGUGAUCAAACUCCAAGCCGCCAUCAAGUACGGCGAAGAUGAUUUAAGUGGCGCUAAAGGUCUCGUAGAACAAUUCCAACGUGACGACCCCGACACCGAAGUGAACUUGGGCUGUUUGGCGUACAAAGAAGGCAGGUACGACGAGGCCUGCUCCAGGUUCACGACCGCAUUGCAGACGGAAGGCUACAAUGCCCACCUGUCGUACGCUGUAGCUCUCUGUCACUACCAACGGCAACAAUACGCACCGGCGCUACAACAUAUCGCCGACAUCAUCGAACGUGGCAUUCGGGACCACCCCGAACUCAGCGUCGGCAUGGCUACGGAGGGCAUCGACGUAAGGAGCGUCGGGAACACGGCCACGCUUCACGAAACGGCUCUCGUGGAAGCGUUCAACUUGAAAGCGGCCAUCGAGUACCGUCUACAGAACGCGGAAGCCGCGCGCGAGGCUCUCACGGACAUGCCACCACGCUCGGAGGAAGAACUGGACCCAAUCACGCUCCACAACCAAGCCUUGCUGAACAUGGAAAAUUCGCCAGCAGAGGGCUUCGAGAAACUCCAGUUUCUAUUAUGCCAACCGCCAUUCCCGCCUGAAACGUUUGGUAACUUGCUUCUGCUGUACUGUCGCUAUGACUACCACGACUUGGCUGCCGACCUGCUGGCUGAAAACGCUGAACUCUCUUACCGUCACCUGUCGCCGUACUUGUAUGAUCUGUUGGAAGCUCUCAUUGCUGCACAGACCUGUCCCGACGAGGCUUACAGUAAACUGGAUGCCAUGGCAGCGAAGCAGACGGAAGUUCUCCGUCGGCUCAAGAGGAAGGUUCAAGAAGCCCAGCAAGGCGGUAAGGACGCGGCAGUAAGGGAAUAUGACGCCGCGCUGGAACGCUACCUUCCGGUGCUUAUGGCGCAGGCGCGCCUGUUCUGGGAUGCAGGGCAGUAUGGUCCCGUGGAACAGGUCUUCCGGAAGUCCGUCGAGUUCUGCAACGACCACGACGUCUGGCGGCUGAACGUGGGUCACGUGCUCUUCAUGCAAGACAACAAGUUCAAAGAAGCCGCAGGGUUCUACGAACCUCUGGUACAGAAGAAGUUCGAGCGCAUCUUGGACGUCAGUCCCGUGGUCUUGGCGAACCUGUGCGUGGCCUAUAUCAUGACGAGCCAGAAUGAGGAAGCGGAAGAACUCAUGAGGAAGAUUGAAAAGGAGGAAGAACAGUUGGCGUACGAAGAUCCAGAUCGAAAAAUCUUUCAUCUAUGCAUCGUCAAUUUAGUGAUCGGAACGCUGUACUGCGCCAAGGGGAACUACGACUUCGGCAUUUCGAGAGUGAUCAAAAGUUUGGACCCGUUUCCGAAAAAGUUGGGAACGGACACGUGGGGAUACGCGAAACGGUGCUUCUUGUCCCUCCUGGAGAACCUGGCCAAGCAGGUGAUCCUGAUUAGCGACGCGGUCUUGCAGGACUGCCUGCUCUUUCUGGAUCAGUGCGAGGCCCACGGAAGGGACGUUCUCGCAGCUCUGGAGCCCCCGUUGCACGACCGCGCGCUGCAUCCUGGGAGGAACACAGUGGCGUACGAAGCGAGACAGCUGAAAGCGCUUGUGCUAAAGUUGGCGGUGUUAAAUUAAGAAAAAAUGGGGGUAGAAUAAUACAGGGGUAGAGGUCUUGUUCUGCUACAAUAGACCUCUCCCUGUUUGUAAACAAAUGAACGUCAUAGUGGUCGACAGCGCCACCAAUUUGGUAGAGUUGAACUACGCUCGAAGCUAGAGGCGAAGAAGGUCGCGCCCGAAAACCACGGUCUUGUGGGGAUCACUCAAACGGACGCGACCUUCGGUCCUACUUUUCUUUCAGUAGGAGGCAGCGAACAAGUGCCCAUUCGUGGAACCCAGCACUCCCCUGCCUGAUUUGUUCCGGUUUCAGUUUGUCUACCAACGUCGUGAUGACGUUUCUCGGGUAGAGGUCUAUUGUAGCAGAACAAAAUGUAUGUGCACGUCGCGUCGCAUGCGGGGGAUCUCACAGUCGCUAGAGGAUCUGCCACCAUUAUGAACAACGACGUUGUAUCGUACCUGAUAGAAACCGGAUGAGCAUAAAAAUAAUAUGCAUA
This is a messenger RNA of Ornithodoros turicata, 2435 nucleotides long. RefSeq names its product intraflagellar transport protein 70A-like (gene Ttc30). Gene Ontology annotation, cellular component: intraciliary transport particle B; axonemal microtubule. Gene Ontology annotation, biological process: intraciliary transport. The transcript has 2 exons. Gene Ontology annotation, molecular function: protein binding; intraciliary transport particle B binding. Lineage: Eukaryota; Metazoa; Arthropoda; Arachnida; Ixodida; Argasidae. The coding region runs from base 13 to 1959 and encodes 648 amino acids. The record is from RefSeq and is a predicted model, not a curated record.